AUGGCGGAAGUAGUGGGCCAGGCGGCAGACUUUUCACCUACUUGUCCACCUGUACAAAUAUCUGAGAGAAUAGAUUGCAUUCCAGAUCAAGUGGCAACAAAGGCCCUAUGCACAGUCCGCGGCUGCUGCUGGAACCCUCAAAAUGAAACAUAUAUUCCCUGGUGCUACUUUUCUAGCAGUCAUGGGUACAAAGUGGUGGGAGGCCAGAAAGAAACAAACUACGGAUUUGAAGCUAAACUCAGAAGGCUGCCUGCACCAUCCCUCUUUGGAAAUGAUAUUAACAAGCUUCAACUCACUGCUGAGUAUCAGACAGCAAACCGCUUCCGGUUCAAGAUUACAGAUCCUAACAAUAAAAGAUAUGAAGUUCCACAUCCGAAUAUUAAGUCCUUUGAGGGACCUAAAGCUUCUGAUACAAAUUACGGGGUUAGCAUCACUACAAACCCUUUUAGCAUCAGCGUGGUCAGGAAGAGCAACAACAAGGUUCUGUUCAGUACUGAUAUAGGACCACUAGUGUAUUCUGACCAGUUCUUGCAGCUCUCAAUCAGAGUGCCUAGCUGGAAUCUUUACGGUGUGGGAGAACACGUCCAUAGACAGUACCGACAUGAUUUUAACUGGAAAACAUGGUCCAUCUUUACCCGGGAUGCUCUGCCUGACACUAAUCUAUAUGGAGCUCAGCCUUUCUUCUUGGUCCUAGAAGGUACAAGUGGAGAGUCCUUUGGUGUUUUCUUUCUGAACUCCAAUGCCAUGGAGUUUUUUCUCCAGCCUGCUCCAGCUGUAACAUACAGAACCGUUGGCGGAAUCCUCGAUUUCUAUGUCUUCCUGGGAAACACUCCAGAGCAAGUUGUCCAAGAAUAUCUAGCUCUCAUUGGACUUCCACGGAUGCCUGCCUAUUGGAAUCUUGGAUUCCAGAUCUGUCGCUGGAAUUAUAGUGAUAUUAAUGAUCUGAAAGCUGUGAUAGCCAGGAAUCGGGCCGCUGGAAUCCCUUAUGAUGUUCAAUACACCGAUAUUGACUAUAUGGAAGACAAGAAAGACUUUACUUAUGACAAAAUAGGCUUUGCAGACCUGCCAGACGUCGUUAAGGACCUUCAUGAUCAUGGACAGAAAUAUGUCAUAAUAUUGGACCCUGCCAUUUCUGUUAAUAAUCUCCGCAAUAAUACUCCAUAUGAACCCUAUUUAAGAGGUGAAGAAAUGAAAGUGUGGGUAAAUAAUUCAGAUGGAAAAACCCCUCUUCUUGGAGAGGUAUGGCCUGGAGUAACAGUCUUCCCUGAUUUCACCAAUGACGUUGCCGUGUCCUGGUGGGUUGAAGAGUGUCGGUUAUAUCAUGACAUCAUCAAGUAUGAUGGGCUGUGGGUUGACAUGAAUGAAAUAUCCAGUUUUGUUAAAGGUUCAAAAAGUGGCUGUGAAGUAAACAGUCUAAAUUACCCACCUUUCACUCCAAAAAUUCUUGAUGGAGUCAUGUAUUCAAAGACACUUUGUAUGGAUGCAGUGCAGAAGUGGGGCAAGCACUACGAUGUCCACAGCCUCUACGGACUUUCCAUGAGCAGUGCUACUGAUAAUGCUCUCGAGAAGGUUUUCCCUGGAAAAAGAAGCUUCCUCCUUUCUCGAUCUACUUUUGCAGGAUCUGGAAAUCACACAGGCCAUUGGUUGGGAGAUAAUUUUUCCACCUGGAAUGAUAUUAAAUGGUCCAUACAGGGAAUACUAGAAUUUGGCCUCUUUGGAUAUCCUUUCAUUGGUGCUGACAUUUGUGGAUUCCUUGAUGAUACCACUGAAGAACUUUGCAGACGGUGGUUGCAGCUUGGAGCGUUUUAUCCAUUUUCUAGGAAUCACAAUGGAGAAACCCCUCCACCUCAAGAUCCGGCAUAUUUUGGGCAGAACUCUCUUUUGGUGAACUCAACCAAGCACUACCUGACCAUACGCUAUACCUUGUUGCCAUAUCUCUACACCCUCUUUUACAGAGCACAUAGCAAGGGAGACACAGUUGCAAGACCAGUUCUACAUGAGUUCUACUCAGAUGAAGCCACCUGGACUAUUGAUAGGCAGUUUCUGUGGGGACCUGGGCUGCUUAUUACUCCAGUGCUGGACCCGGGUGUGGAUACAGUGAAUGCUUAUAUUCCUGAUGCUGUGUGGUAUGAAUAUGAGACAGGCGCGAGUGCAGUUUGCAGAAAAAAAUACUGCCAGAUGUAUCUCCCAGCAGACAAAAUAGGACUUCAUCUCAGAGGAGGCUAUAUCUUCCCUACUCAGAAACCAGCAAACACAACAGUUUACAGCCGUCCAAACCCAAUGGGACUCAUAAUUGCCUUAGAUGAGCAGGGUCAAGCAAGUGGAGAAUUAUUCUGGGAUGAUGGAGAAACCAGAGGCACAGUGGAAGAUAAAAAGUACAUCUUGUAUCACUUUGAUGUCACCAGUAAUGUAUUAAGCAUGACUUUAGUAGUGAACGGCUACAAUGAUCCAUUAAUAUUUGAUGAAAUCAAAAUCCUUGGGUUGCCUCUUGAGCCUACAAAUGUGUCAGUGACUUCAAAUGAUCAAACUCAAACUUAUCCUUUCAACGUCAGUUACAAUGCUGCAUAUAAGGUUGCCAGUAUAACAGGUCUUCAGCUUAAAUUAGGAGAAUCACACAAGAUUUCAUGGAACCAAAUCCUAAAAGAAGAUGACAAAUUUGAUUGUCAUCCUGCACCUGACGCAACAGAAGCAAGCUGUAAAGCUCUCGGCUGUAACUGGAAUCCUGUUACUACUGAAGGUGCUCCAUACUGUUACUAUGACCCAAAUGAUGGUUACAGUGUUGAAGAAGUUCAAUACACAUCUUCUGGAUUAAUAGCCAACCUUGGCAAAGGCACUACAUUUGCUACCCAUCCAAAGUUGAGCCUCACAAACAUCGACACACUUCGCUUGGAGGUGAAAUAUCAUGAGAACAACAUGCUACAAUUUAAGAUUUAUGAUUACAGUAACCCAAGAUAUGAGGUUCCAGUGCCACUGAAUCUCCCCAAUACUCCUGCAAGUACCCCUGAGAAUCGUCUCUAUGAUGUGUCAAUUCAAAACAAUCCAUUUGGAAUUCAGGUUGUGCGCAGAAGUACUGGGACAGUCAUUUGGGAUUCCCAGUUACCUGGCUUCGUAUUCAGUGACACAUUCAUUCAGAUUUCAACUCGCCUACCUUCACAAUAUGUGUACGGAUUUGGUGAAACAGAACAUCAGCAGUACCGGCAGAAUAUGAGUUGGCACACUUGGGGAAUGUUUGCAAGGGAUCAGUCUCCUGGAGACAAAUUUAACACUUACGGUGUUCACCCCUUUUACAUGGGCUUAGAAGAGGAUGGAAAUGCUCAUGGAGUUUUCUUGCUGAACAGUAAUGCAAUGGAAGUAAAAUUCCAACCAACUCCUGCUUUGACCUAUCGUACUAUUGGAGGAAUUCUGGACUUCUACAUGGUGUUGGGCCCGACUCCAGAACAAGUGGUUCAAGAGUACACUGCACUCAUUGGACGUCCAGUCAUGCCUCCAUAUUGGGGUUUGGGAUUCCAGCUGUGCCGUUAUGGAUAUGAAAAUGAUACAGAAAUUUCUAAUCUGUAUGACAGCAUGAAGAGAGCUCAAAUCCCUUAUGAUAUACAAUAUGCAGAUAUUGAUUAUAUGGACCGGCAGUUGGACUUCACUCUCAGUCCUGAUUUUGCAAAUCUUCCAGCACUAGUUAACAGAAUGAAAGCAGAUGGAAUGAGAGUUGUCAUCAUUUUGGAUCCAGCCAUCUCCGGAAAUGAAACUGAUUAUUACACACCAUUCACAACAGGUGUUGCGGAGGAUGUCUUCAUUAAAUGGCCCAAUGGCAGCAGUAUUGUGUGGGGAAAGGUGUGGCCAGAUUACCCUAAUGUUACUGUGAAUGCAUCAAAAUCCUGGGAUGAACAAGUGCAGGAAUACAGGGCUUACGCAGCUUUCCCAGAUUUCUUCCGCAACUCUACAGCUCAGUGGUGGAAAAGACAUAUUCAAGAAUUCCACACCAACCCUACCAACCCAGAAAAAAGUAUUAAAUUUGAUGGCCUAUGGAUUGACAUGAAUGAACCAGCCAGCUUUGUCCAUGGUUCAGUUACUGGCUGUGGGGAUGAUCCACUAAAUACCCCUGUAUAUACACCACACAUCCUGGACGGUCUAAUCAACAAAACCUUGUGCAUGCAGAGUCAACAGUUUCUGCCUGAUGGAAGCCCAGUUGCACACUAUAAUGUUCACAAUCUCUAUGGCUGGUCACAAACUAAACCUACAUAUGACGCUCUACACAGUAUCACUGGACAACGUGGUAUGGUCAUCUCUCGUUCAACAUAUCCAUCAAGUGGCAAAUGGGCAGGGCACUGGCUUGGUGACAACUUCUCACGUUGGGACCAGCUUUACAAAUCGAUCAUUGGAAUGAUGGAAUUUAGUCUCUUUGGAAUAUCUUUUACUGGGGCAGAUAUCUGUGGCUUCAAUGAUCAUACCACUUACCAAAUGUGUGCCCGGUGGAUGCAGCUGGGAGCCUUUUAUCCAUAUUCCAGGAAUCACAAUGGCCUAGGAUCUCUGUUGCAAGAUCCUGUAUCCUUUAAUGAAACCUUUGAAGAUAUAUCCAGGAGUGUGCUGAAUAUCAGAUAUACUUUGCUCCCCUACCUCUACACACUGAUGUAUGAAGCCCAUGCUCAUGGUAGCACAGUUAUACGCCCACUACUCCAUGAGUUUACAGAUGAUAAAACAACAUGGAAUAUAUAUGAACAGUUUCUCUGGGGAUCUGCUUUCCUCAUUAGCCCUGUGCUACAAGAAAAUCGGACAGAAGUGGAUGCAUAUUUUCCUGAUGCCCUCUGGUAUGAUUAUUACACAAAUGAAAACAUUGGAAUGAGAAGACAAUAUAAGAACUUACCAGCUCCUCUUGAACAUAUCAACCUUCAUCUCAGAGGUGGCUACAUUUUCCCAUGGCAACUUCCUGCUGCAAAUACAAAAAUCAGCCGAAAAAAUCCAAUGGGCCUUACAGUUGCUUUGGAUGAUAAUGGGGCCGCUCAAGGGCUACUUUACUGGGAUGAUGACACAAUGAUUGAUGCAUAUGAGAAGGGCCUUUACCUCUUGCACACAUUUAAUGCAAGUCAGGAUGCCUUGGAUAUCAGAGUUACCCACCCGGGUUAUUUUGAUCCAAACAACUUAAAAUUUGCUGAAAUUAAAAUCCUAGGAGUCGUAGCCUCCACCACACCUAAAGUUGUAGUUCUUCAGAAUGGUGCAGCGAUCCCAUCCAGUCAUAAUGAGACCUUUGAUAGUGCAACGCAGACCUUGUACAUUACAGGCCUUCAGCUUGCACUUGGACAAGCAUAUACAUUAAGAUGGAGCCAGGACACAGCAGGUACACCGGACAAUGAAAGAUUUAACUGUUAUCCGUACCCAGAACCGACUCAAAGUACUUGUGAAGCUCGUGGCUGCACCUGGGAGGUCACCUCUACUUUUGGUGUGCCAAACUGUUUUUAUCCCAGCAACUAUGGUUACUCCGUCAGUAAUAUUCAAAACUCUGCUCAAGGCUUGACCGCUGAUCUCCAUAGGGACACCAACAUCCCUAAUCCCUACAGUGGUUCUUCACCUAUAGACCUGCUUCGCUUGGAAGUGACCUACCAUUCCAACCACAUGCUACAGUUUAAGAUCUCUGAUCCCAGCCACAAAAGAUACGAAGUUCCAGUACCACUCUUCACACCAAACAGUCCAGAGAGUACAGAUGCUGAUCGGCUUUAUGAAGUGGGAGUUGUGAAUAAUCCAUUUGGCAUACAGAUCAAACGCAAAAAGACAGGGACCAUUGUCUGGAAUUCGCAGGUACCCGGCUUCACCUUUAGUGACAUGUUCAUUCAGAUUGCGACUCGCCUGCCAUCACAAUAUGUAUAUGGAUUUGGAGAAACUGAACAUACACACUUCCGGAGAGACAUGAACUGGGAGACCUGGGGAAUGUUCACAAAAGAUCAACCUCCUGGUUACAAACUGAAUUCAUAUGGCUUCCACCCCUUCUACAUGGGAAUGGAAAAUGACGGAAGUGCUCAUGGAGUUCUUUUGCUCAACAGUAAUGCUAUGGAUGUCACUUUUCAGCCAACACCCGCUCUGACAUAUCGCACUAUCGGAGGAAUUCUGGACUUUUACAUGGUUUUGGGGCCAACUCCGGAAGAAGUGGUUCAAGAAUACACGGCACUGAUUGGACGACCUGUCAUGCCACCCUAUUGGGCACUGGGAUUCCAGCUGUGCCGCUAUGGAUUCAAAAAUACAGCUGAAGUCAGGAGUCUGUAUGAAGAAAUGAGGAAUGCUCAGAUCCCCUAUGAUGUGCAAUAUACCGACAUUGAUUAUAUGGAAAGGAAACUGGACUUCACUCUUGGCCAAAACUUCAGUGACCUUCCUGAGUUUGUUAAUCAAAUAAAAUCAGAGGGCUCGAGGUUCAUCAUCAUCCUGGAUCCUGCUAUAUCAGGCAACGAAACUCAACCAUAUGAAACAUUCCUAAGUGGUGAGCGGGAAAAGGUCUUCAUCACGCUGCCCGGCAGCACAGAGAUUGCAUGGGCAAAGGUGUGGCCAGAUUAUCCCAAUGUAACGGUUGAUGAAAAUGCAAGCUUGGCAAUACAGCUAGAGCGGUACCGAGCUUAUGUUGCUUUCCCAGAUUUCUUCCGAAAUUCCACAUCACAAUGGUGGCAAAGAGAAAUAGAGAAGUAUUAUGCCGAUGUCCUGAAGUUUGAUGGUCUGUGGACUGACAUGAAUGAACCCUCCAACUUUAUUGAUGGAAAUAUUGGUGGUUGCCACAAUGACACAUUAAACCAUCCUCCAUACAUGCCAGAUUUGGUGUUAAGAGAAAAGGGACUGGAUCUUGUGACGAUUUGCAUGGAAGAUGAACAGCAGCUCCCUGACGGGACACCUGUGAGCCACUAUAAUGUGCAUAACCUGUAUGGAUGGUCACAAGCAAAACCUACCUACUACGGUAUGCACAAUGCCACAGGAGAGCGUGGGAUCAUUAUCACCCGUUCAACAUACCCAUCCAGUGGACGAUGGGCAGGACAUUGGCUCGGUGAUAACUAUGCCAGAUGGGACCAGCUUGACAAAUCCAUUAUUGGUAUCAUGGAGUUCAGCCUCUUUGGAAUCUCCUACACCGGUGCUGAUAUCUGUGGCUUCUUCAAUGACACAACCUAUGAAAUGUGUGCCCGAUGGAUGGAGCUUGGAGCAUUUUACACUUUCUCUAGGAAUCAUAAUGUGAUGGGGACUAAGAGGCAAGAUCCUGUAUCCUUCAACUCAACCUUUGAAGAUAUCUCUAGGAAUGUGCUCAACAUCCGAUACAAGCUACUACCCUAUCUCUAUACACUAAUGUAUGAUGCCCAUGCACACGGCAGCACGGUUGCACGUCCUUUGCUGAAUGAGUUUCCGAAUGACACUAACACAUGGGAUGUCUACAGACAAUUUUUGUGGGGCCCAGCGCUGCUGAUCAGUCCUGUGCUAGACCAAGGCGCUGUGACAGUGAGAGCUUAUAUACCAAAUGCACGUUGGUAUGAUUAUCAUACGGAUCAAGUCAUUGCAGUGCGUGAACAGUUCCAAGAGUUGCAAGCACCUUUGGAGCAUAUCAAUCUUCACAUCCGGGGUGGUUACAUCAUCCCCUGGCAAGUGCCUAGUAUUACUACCAAUGCUAGCCGUCUGAAUCCUAUGGGACUCACUGUUGCUUUGGAUGAUGAUGGGAAAGCUCAGGGGCAACUUUACUGGGAUGAUGGGAUUAGUAUUGAUGCAUAUGAGAAUGGUCACUACCUCUUGCACGCAUUUAAUGCUAGCCAGAAUGCCUUGCAUAUCCGUGUUGCCCACCAGGGUUAUUCUGACCCAAACAACUUAAAGUUUGCUGAAAUUAAAAUCCUAGGAGUAGUAGCCUCCAACACAACUAAAGUUGUAGUUCUUCAGAAUGGUGCAGCGAUCCCAUCCAGUCACAAUGAGACCUUUGAUGCUUCAACUCAGGUCUUGCACAUUACUGGCCUUCAGCUUGCACUUGGAGAAGCAUAUACAUUAACUUGGACACAGGACCCAACAAAUAUACCAGACUUUGAAAAAUUUAACUGUUAUCCAUACCCAGAACCAACUCAAAGCACUUGUGAAGCUCGGGGCUGCAUCUGGAAGGUUUCCUCUACUUCUGGUGUACCAAACUGUUUUUAUCCAAGCAACUAUGGUUACUCCAUCAGUAAUAUUCGAAACUCUGCUCAAGGCUUGACCGCUGAUCUCCAUAGGGACACCAACAUCCCUAAUCCCUACAAUGGUUCUUCACCUAUAGACCUGCUUCGCUUGGAAGUGACCUACCAUUCCAACCACAUGCUACAGUUUAAGAUCUCUGAUCCCAGCCACAAAAGAUACGAAGUUCCAGUACCACUCUUCACACCAAACAGUCCAGAGAGUACAGAUGCUGAUCGGCUUUAUGAAGUGGGAGUUGUGAAUAAUCCAUUUGGCAUACAGAUCAAACGCAAAAAGACAGGGACCAUUGUCUGGAAUUCGCAGGUACCCGGCUUCACCUUUAGUGACAUGUUCAUUCAGAUUGCGACUCGCCUGCCAUCACAAUAUGUAUAUGGAUUUGGAGAAACUGAACAUACACACUUCCGGAGAGACAUGAACUGGGAGACCUGGGGAAUGUUCACAAAAGAUCAACCUCCUGGUUACAAACUGAAUUCAUAUGGCUUCCACCCCUUCUACAUGGGAAUGGAAAAUGACGGAAGUGCCCAUGGAGUUCUUUUGCUCAACAGUAAUGCUAUGGAUGUCACUUUUCAGCCAACACCCGCUCUGACAUAUCGCACUAUCGGAGGAAUUCUGGACUUUUACAUGGUUUUGGGGCCAACUCCGGAAGAAGUGGUUCAAGAAUACACGGCACUGAUUGGACGACCUGUCAUGCCACCCUAUUGGGCACUGGGAUUCCAGCUGUGCCGCUAUGGAUUCAAAAAUACAGCUGAAGUCAGGAGUCUGUAUGAAGAAAUGAGGAAUGCUCAGAUCCCCUAUGAUGUGCAAUAUACCGACAUUGAUUAUAUGGAAAGGAAACUGGACUUCACUCUUGGCCAAAACUUCAGUGACCUUCCUGAGUUUGUUAAUCAAAUAAAAUCAGAGGGCUCGAGGUUCAUCAUCAUCCUGGAUCCUGCUAUAUCAGGCAACGAAACUCAACCAUAUGAAACAUUCCUAAGUGGUGAGCGGGAAAAGGUCUUCAUCACGCUGCCCGGCAGCACAGAGAUUGCAUGGGCAAAGGUGUGGCCAGAUUAUCCCAAUGUAACGGUUGAUGAAAAUGCAAGCUUGGCAAUACAGCUAGAGCGGUACCGAGCUUAUGUUGCUUUCCCAGAUUUCUUCCGAAAUUCCACAUCACAAUGGUGGCAAAGAGAAAUAGAGAAGUAUUAUGCCGAUGUCCUGAAGUUUGAUGGUCUGUGGACUGACAUGAAUGAACCCUCCAACUUUAUUGAUGGAAAUAUUGGUGGUUGCCACAAUGACACAUUAAACCAUCCUCCAUACAUGCCAGAUUUGGUGUUAAGAGAAAAGGGACUGGAUCUUGUGACGAUUUGCAUGGAAGAUGAACAGCAGCUCCCUGACGGGACACCUGUGAGCCACUAUAAUGUGCAUAACCUGUAUGGAUGGUCACAAGCAAAACCUACCUACUACGGUAUGCACAAUGCCACAGGAGAGCGUGGGAUCAUUAUCACCCGUUCAACAUACCCAUCCAGUGGACGAUGGGCAGGACAUUGGCUCGGUGAUAACUAUGCCAGAUGGGACCAGCUUGACAAAUCCAUUAUUGGUAUCAUGGAGUUCAGCCUCUUUGGAAUCUCCUACACCGGUGCUGAUAUCUGUGGCUUCUUCAAUGACACAACCUAUGAAAUGUGUGCCCGAUGGAUGGAGCUUGGAGCAUUUUACACUUUCUCUAGGAAUCAUAAUGUGAUGGGGACUAAGAGGCAAGAUCCUGUAUCCUUCAACUCAACCUUUGAAGAUAUCUCUAGGAAUGUGCUCAACAUCCGAUACAAGCUACUACCCUAUCUCUAUACACUAAUGUAUGAUGCCCAUGCACACGGCAGCACGGUUGCACGUCCUUUGCUGAAUGAGUUUCCGAAUGACACUAACACAUGGGAUGUCUACAGACAAUUUUUGUGGGGCCCAGCACUGCUGAUCAGUCCUGUGCUAGACCAAGGCGCUGUGACAGUGAGAGCUUAUAUACCAAAUGCACGUUGGUAUGAUUAUCAUACGGAUCAAGUCAUUGCAGUGCGAGGACAGUUCCAAGAGUUGCAAGCACCUUUGGAGCAUAUCAAUCUUCACAUCCGGGGUGGUUACAUCAUCCCCUGGCAAGUGCCUAGUAUUACUACCAAUGCUAGCCGUCUGAAUCCAAUGGGACUCACUGUUGCUUUGGAUGAUGAUGGGAAAGCUCAGGGGCAACUUUACUGGGAUGAUGGGAUUAGUAUUGAUGCAUAUGAGAAUGGUCACUACCUCUUGCACGCAUUUAAUGCUAGCCAGAAUGCCUUGCAUAUCAGUGUUACCAACCAGGGUUAUUCUGACCCAAACAACUUAAAGUUUGCUGAAAUUAAAAUCCUAGGAGUAGUAGCCUCCAACACAACUAAAGUUGUAGUUCUUCAGAAUGGUACAGCGAUCCCAUCCAGUCAUAAUGAGACCUUUGAUGUUUCAAAUCAGGUCUUGCACAUUACUGGCCUUCAGCUUGCACUUGGAGAAGCAUAUACAUUAACUUGGACACAGGACCCAACAAAUAUACCAGACUUUGAAAAAUUUAACUGUUAUCCAUACCCAGAACCAACUCAAAGCACUUGUGAAGCUCGGGGCUGCAUCUGGAAGGUUGCCGCUACUUCUGGUGUACCAAACUGUUUUUAUCCCAGCAACUAUGGUUACUCCAUCAGUAAUAUUCGAAACUCUGCUCAAGGCUUGACCGCUGAUCUCCAUAGGGACACCAACAUCCCUAAUCCCUACAAUGGUUCUUCACCUAUAGACCUGCUUCUCUUGGAAGUGACCUACCAUUCCAACCACAUGCUACAGUUUAAGAUCUCUGAUCCCGGCCACAAAAGAUACGAAGUUCCAGUACCACUCUUCACACCAAGCAGUCCAGAGAGUACAGAAGCUGAUCGGCUUUAUGAAGUGGGAGUUGUGAAUAAUCCAUUUGGCAUACAGAUCAAACGCAAAAAGACAGGGACCAUUGUCUGGAAUUCACAGGUACCCGGCUUCACCUUUAGUGACAUGUUCAUUCAGAUUGCGACUCGCCUGCCAUCACAAUAUGUAUACGGAUUUGGAGAAACUGAACAUACACACUUCCGGAGGGACAUGAACUGGGAGACCUGGGGAAUGUUCACAAAAGAUCAACCUCCUGGUUACAAACUGAAUUCAUAUGGCUUCCACCCCUUCUACAUGGGAAUGGAAAAUGACGGAAGUGCUCAUGGAGUUCUUUUGCUCAACAGUAAUGCUAUGGAUGUCACCUUCCAGCCAACACCUGCUCUGACAUAUCGCACUAUCGGAGGAAUUCUGGACUUUUACAUGGUUUUGGGGCCAACUCCAGAAGAAGUGGUUCAAGAAUACACUGCACUGAUUGGACGACCUGUCAUGCCACCCUAUUGGGCACUGGGAUUCCAGCUGUGCCGCUAUGGAUACAAAAAUACAGCUGAAGUCAGGAGUCUGUAUGAAGAAAUGAGGAAAGCACAGAUCCCCUAUGAUGUGCAAUAUACAGACAUUGAUUACAUGAAACGGAAGCUGGACUUCACUCUGGGUGAAAACUUCACUGACCUUCCUGCGUUUGUUGAUCAAAUAAAAUCAGAGGGCUCCAGGUUCAUCAUCAUCCUGGAUCCAGCCAUAUCAGGCAAUGAAACUGAACCAUAUGAUACAUUCACCAAUGGAGUGAAGGAGAAUGUCUUCAUCACGUUGCCUGGAAGCACAGAGAUUGCCUGGGCAAAGGUGUGGCCAGAUUAUCCCAAUGUAAUAGUUGAUGAAAAUGCAAGCUUGGAAAUACAACUGCAGCUGUACCGAGCGUACGUUGCUUUCCCAGAUUUCCUCAGAAAUUCCACAUCACAAUGGUGGCAAAGAGAAAUAGAGAAUUAUUAUGCCAAUGUCCUGAAGUUUGAUGGUCUGUGGACUGACAUGAAUGAACCCUCCAACUUCAUUGAUGGAAAUAUUGGUGGCUGCCACAAUCAGACAUUAAACCAUCCUCCAUACAUGCCAGCUUUGGUUUUAAGAGAAAGGGGACUGGAUCUUGUGACGAUUUGCAUGGAAAAUGAACAGCAGCUGCCUGACGGGACACCUGUGAGUCACUACAAUGUGCAUAACCUUUAUGGAUGGUCACAAGCAAAACCUACCUACUAUGGUAUGCGCAAUGCAACAGGAGAACGUGGGAUCAUUAUUACCCGUUCAACUUAUCCAUCCAGUGGACGAUGGGCAGGACAUUGGCUCGGUGAUAACUAUGCAAGAUGGGAUCAGCUUGAUAAAUCCAUUAUUGGUAUCCUGGAGUUCGGUCUCUUUGGAAUCUCCUACAGCGGUGCUGACAUCUGUGGCUUCUUCAAUGACACAACCUAUGAAAUGUGCGCCCGAUGGAUGGAGCUUGGAGCAUUUUACACAUUCUCUAGAAAUCACAAUGUGAUGGGGACUAGGAGGCAAGAUCCUGUGUCAUUUAACUCAACAUUUGAAACUAUAUCUAAAAAUGUGCUCAGCAUACGAUAUAGAUUGCUACCUUAUCUUUACACAUUGAUGCAUAAUGCCCAUGCUACUGGCAGCACAGUUGCACGUCCUUUGCUAAAUGAGUUUCCACAGGACAAAAACACAUGGGAUAUCUACAGACAAUUUCUAUGGGGCCCAGCAUUGCUGAUCAGUCCUGUACUAGACCAAGGUGCUGUGACAGUGAGAGCUUAUUUACCAAAUACACGGUGGUAUGAUUAUCAUUCGGGAAAAGACAUUGGAGUGCGAGCACAGAUCCACGAGUUCCCAGCACCUUUGGAGCAUAUAAAUCUUCACGUCCGGGGUGGUCACAUCAUUCCCUGGCAAGUGCCAGGUAUUACUACCAAUGCCAGCCGUCUGAAUCCGAUGGGACUCACAGUUGCUUUGGAUGAUAACGGGGUUGCCCAAGGUCAACUUUUCUGGGAUGAUGGUGUUAGUAUUGAUACAUAUGAAAAUGGCAACUACUAUUUUGCAACCUUUCAAGUUGCUCAAAAUACCUUGGAUGUUACUGUGGUCAACAACAAUUAUUUAACUGACUCAAUUAAUUUGAGAAUUGGCUAUCUUCAUAUCUGGGGCCUUGCAGCCCCAGUUACAAGUGUUGCUGUUACUUAUAAUGGGAUUGUGGAUCAAAUUACUCCUGUCUAUAAUGCUUCAAGCCAGAUUCUAGAAGUUGAUCUCACCAGCAAAGAUUACCUCAUCUAUAAAUUAAGUCAAGUCAAAUGGACAACAGCCACUUAACCAUCUGUGGGAAAUUAUGCUACAUGAAGACCUCUCCAUAUCUAAUAAGUGCAUUAAUUUAUCAACUUUUUUGUUCAGAGAUGUUAGUGCUAGACAAUAGAAGGACCUGAUAUGACUUUACUGUGGAUAAUAAUUGCAAUAAGGUGCUGCUUUGCUUUAUAAAAACUCUACUUAUUUUGUUAUAUCUGGCAAUUCUGGAAGGCUUGAUCACUAAGUCAAGACAAAACUGAGGAAGGAUGUUUAUUUCACUGGAAAGAGAGUAAUUUUGUAAAAUAGCAGGUAAAUGUUGUUGUUGUUUUUUAAAAAGAUCAAUUAUAAUAGGGCAAUCAGUAUGACAAAAAUCAGAUGUUUUUGCCUGUUUUGCAGAGGAAUUACAAAGUUUGUAUAGUGGCAAAGUGCCUAACAUGAUGGACUACAUAAUUGUUCUUUAUGGUGACAGUUAUACAUCUUCAUAUGCAAAAAUGUGUCAUAAAAUACCAGACAGCUUUAAUUUCUGUAAUUUAUACUGACAUGAAAAUAAAACUCCACUCACAGUG
Messenger RNA from Hemicordylus capensis (graceful crag lizard), 13910 nucleotides. It is a transcript of the gene SI, whose product is annotated as sucrase-isomaltase. Gene Ontology annotation, molecular function: alpha-1,4-glucosidase activity; carbohydrate binding. The coding region runs from base 1 to 13374 and encodes 4457 amino acids. The record is from RefSeq and is a predicted model, not a curated record. The transcript is spliced from 116 exons. Gene Ontology annotation, biological process: carbohydrate metabolic process. NCBI's taxonomy places the organism in Eukaryota, Metazoa, Chordata, Lepidosauria, Squamata, Cordylidae.